GACCGCGCCCUGCCGGGUGGAAUACCGGGCAAGUGGGGCCCGGAAGCCGGCAGGAGGGCAGGAUUCUGCGCCCGAACGAUCCUGACGAUCAUCAAGGAUGCCGGUACCAUUGCCGCAUCCAUUGAAGCCGACCUCAAGGUUUGCCAGGACCAGAAGCUAGUCGGCAUGGAGUGUGCAGUGGAUGCCACGCGCGUGGUCCGCUCAGCUGGCAAUGCGGCAAAGUACAUGGCGGAGCUCCCGGUUCGCGGCUGCCGUCAGCGAUGGUUCCGCGGCUACUUCCGCUGCGCAGGCCGCAUGGAGGGCGUGGCAUGGGAGUUGGACGUUCUUGGAACGGAGCUGGGUGCUACGGUGGAGUCGUGUCACAAUCUGGACCUGGACUAUCGCCACAUCCUACGGACGAAUGCCACAAAGAAGGGCAUCAAUUGGGGUAGGUGUGCUGGCGACGUGGCCUCUUCGGCCGGCUACGCUUCCACUGCCGGUCUCUACGUGGCAAGUGCCGGGGGUUUUGAUUGCCCAGCUGCCGUGACGCCCAAGCAGAAGAAGGAAGCCUUCAAGGUCUCCAAGCAUCCCUGGACGUAUAAACGGUUGACCAAACA
Symbiodinium sp. CCMP2456 is the source of this 596-nucleotide messenger RNA. The record is from the annotation of a GenBank genome assembly. Lineage: Eukaryota; Dinophyceae; Suessiales; Symbiodiniaceae.